Hydractinia symbiolongicarpus is the source of this 702-nucleotide messenger RNA. RefSeq names its product jerky protein-like. NCBI's taxonomy places the organism in Eukaryota, Metazoa, Cnidaria, Hydrozoa, Anthoathecata, Hydractiniidae. Bases 1 to 702 code for a protein of 233 amino acids. Gene Ontology annotation, cellular component: nucleus. Gene Ontology annotation, molecular function: DNA binding. The record is from RefSeq and is a predicted model, not a curated record. The transcript has 7 exons.
AUGUCAAACAAGGAGGCAGCAGAAAAAUACGGGAUCCCCCAAAAUACAAUUUCAACUUGGAUGAAAAAAAAACAUAAGAUCCUACAAAGCUUGGAAGAACAAAAAACCGCGUCUGGUUCGAAAAAGGUUCGAGGCUGUGAUUAUGAGCAGAUAGACAAGGCUGUUUUCAAAUGGUUUACUGUUCAAAGAAGCCAAAACAUUCCGAUCGAUGGCAAUUUGAUAAAAGAAAUGGCACUCAGUUUUGCUAAAAACUUUGAUUGUUCAAGUUUCAAGGCUUCCGAUGGUUGGCUGGACAAAUGGAAAAGUGUAGUAAAUUUUAUACCAGGUGAAAAAAAGAAGCGCGAAAUACUAAUACAAGAAAGUCUGCGAGAAAGUUUUGUUUGGGUGUGUCCCUAUGCGCCUGUACAACACCGUUUAACUCCGUCGUCUGUCUGUCCACAAGAAACGUGUUGUGCAGCGGGCACACGAAAUAACGUAUUUUUAUUUCCAACUCCGUCACGAGGAUCCAAAAACCUUUUGAGAGGACAAAAUAGAAAAAAAAUUAUGACUAGGAGAAUAUUUCGAGAGCUUUCUAUAAAGGGACAAGGUUCUUCGAGAAUAAUCAAGCUUCGUACAACCAACCUAGUUAGAGAUUUUUCUCCACAGUUUUUUUGUAAGAACAAUUUUAUAAGAGCAAUGAGCCUGAAAAUUGAUGAAAAAUAA